This is a messenger RNA of Bacillus rossius redtenbacheri, 9519 nucleotides long. RefSeq names its product regulator of nonsense transcripts 1 (gene Upf1). The record is from RefSeq and is a predicted model, not a curated record. Gene Ontology annotation, molecular function: zinc ion binding; DNA binding; ATP binding. NCBI's taxonomy places the organism in Eukaryota, Metazoa, Arthropoda, Insecta, Phasmatodea, Bacillidae. Gene Ontology annotation, cellular component: cytoplasm. The coding region runs from base 148 to 3501 and encodes 1117 amino acids. The transcript has 18 exons. Gene Ontology annotation, biological process: nuclear-transcribed mRNA catabolic process, nonsense-mediated decay.
UGACGUAAUUUUAAGAAACGAGGUUCGAGGAUAUGGCGGCUGGGCAUAUGUAAUAGUAUUCACGUCUACCUAAAAUUUUGUAAAAUUUGAUAUUUCUUAUUUGGCUGUUGUGUUAAGGUUAUUUUAGAGGUAUUUUUAGCGUGGAAAAUGAGUGUUGACGCAUAUGGCCCAAGCUCUCAGACGCUGACGUUUUUGGAUACCGAGGAAGGGGAUUUGAUUGGCGCUGAUACUCAAGGAUCCGAGUUUGAUUUUACUGAUUUUACUUUACCUUCUCAAAGUCAGACGCAGGCAUCUCAGCUUGAUUCCAGAAUACAGUCAUCGAAACAGAUAAAUGGAGACUUGGUGGAAAACUCGCUGGAUGCAGAUAUUACUUCGACCUCGAAAGCUCUAGGGGAGCUCCAGUUUGAAGAAGAUGACGAUGAAGCUUAUUAUAAUAAAGACCUGCCGGAGUUUGCGUGCAAGUACUGCGGCAUCCACGACCCCAGCUGCGUGCUCAUGUGCAACGUGUGCAAGAAGUGGUUCUGCAACGGCCGCGGCAACACCUCCGGCUCGCACAUCAUCAACCACCUGGUCCGCGCCAAACACAAGGAGGUGACGCUGCACAAGGACGGGCCGCUGGGGGAGACGGUGCUGGAGUGCUACUCGUGCGGCGUCAGGAACGUCUUCGUGCUGGGCUUCAUCCCGGCCAAGGCGGACUCCGUGGUGGUGCUGCUGUGCCGGCAGCCCUGCGCCGCCCAGAGCUCGCUCAAGGACAUGAACUGGGACCAGGAGCAGUGGAAGCCGCUGAUAGCGGACCGCUGCUUCCUGGCCUGGCUGGUGAAGGUGCCGGCGGAGCAGGAGCAGCUGAGGGCCCGCCAGAUCACGGCCCAGCAGAUCAACAAGCUGGAGGAGCUGUGGAAGGAGAAUGGCGAGGCCACCUUCCAGGACCUGGAGAAGCCCGGCGUGGACGAGGAGCCACAGCAAGUCCUGCUCAGGUACGAGGACGGCUACCAGUACCAGAACAUCUUCGGGCCGCUGGUGAAGCUGGAGGCGGACUACGACAAGAAGCUCAAGGAGUCGCAGACGCAGGAGAACAUUGAGGUGCGCUGGGACGUGGGGCUCAACAAGAAGACCAUCGCCUACUUCACCCUCGCCAAGACGGACGGCGACAUGAAGCUGAUGCACGGAGACGAGCUGCGGCUCCGCUACCUGGGGGAGCUGCACAAGCCCUGGUCCGGCGUGGGGCACGUCAUCAAGAUCCCGGACAACUUCGGCGAGGAGGUGGGCAUCGAGCUGAAGAACAACAGCGGCGCCCCCACCGAGUGCAUCUCCCACUUCGUCGUCGACUUCAUCUGGAAGUCCACCUCCUUCGACAGGAUGCAGCUGGCGCUGCGCAAGUUCGCGGUGGACGACGCGUCCGUGUCGGGCUACAUCUACCACCGGCUGCUGGGCCACGACGUGGAGGAGGUGCUGUUCCGCUGCCACAUGCCCAAGCACUUCUCCGCGCCCAACCUGCCCGACCUCAACCGCUCCCAGGUGUACGCGGUGAAGCACGCCAUCCAGCGCCCGCUGUCCCUGAUCCAAGGGCCGCCGGGCACGGGCAAGACGGUCACCUCGGCCUCCAUCGUGUACCACCUAGUGCGCCACAGCGGGGGCUCCGUGCUGGUGUGCGCGCCCUCCAACAUCGCCGUGGACCAGCUCACGGAGAAGAUCCACCGCACGGGGCUGAAGGUGGUGCGGCUGUGCGCCAAGUCGCGCGAGGCCAUCGACUCCCCGGUGUCCUUCCUCGCCUUGCACAACCAGAUACGCAGUCUCGACUGCAACACGGAGCUGCACAAGCUGCAGCAGCUGAAGGACGAGACGGGGGAGCUGUCCUCGGUGGACGAGAAGCGCUACCGCCUGCUGAAGAAGUCCGCGGAGAAGGAGCUGCUGGAGGCGGCGGACGUGAUCUGCUGCACCUGCGUGGGCGCCGGGGACCCGCGUCUCCAGCGCCUCAAGUUCCACUCCAUCCUCAUCGACGAGAGCAUGCAGGCCACGGAGCCCGAGUGCAUGGUGCCCGUCGUGCUGGGCGCCAAGCAGCUGAUCCUGGUGGGCGACCACUGCCAGCUCGGGCCGGUGGUGAUGUGCAAGAAGGCCGCCCGGGCGGGGCUCUCCCAGUCCCUCUUCGAGCGCCUCGUCGUCCUGGGCAUCCGCCCCUUCCGCCUCGAGGUCCAGUACCGCAUGCACCCGGAGCUGUCUCGCUUCCCCUCCAACUUCUUCUACGAGGGAUCCCUGCAGAACGGCGUCUGCGCUGAGGAGCGCAAGCUGACCAAGAUAGAGUUCCCGUGGCCGCAGCCCGACAAGCCCAUGUUCUUCUACGUGACGCAAGGCCAGGAGGAGAUAGCGGGCUCCGGGACGUCCUACCUGAACCGCACGGAGGCGGCCAACGUGGAGAAGAUCACCACGCGCUUCCUGCGCUGCGGGGUGAAGCCGGAGCAGAUCGGCAUCAUCACGCCCUACGAGGGACAGAGGGCGUACCUGGUGCAGUACAUGCAGUACCAGGGCUCGCUGCACUCCAAGCUGUACCAGGAGAUCGAGGUGGCGAGCGUGGAUGCCUUCCAGGGCCGCGAGAAGGACCUCAUCAUCAUGUCCUGCGUGCGCUCCAACGACCACCAGGGCAUCGGCUUCCUCAGCGACCCGCGCCGGCUCAACGUGGCGCUCACCCGCUCCAAGUACGGCAUCAUCAUCGUCGGCAACCCCAAGGUCCUCUCCAAGCAACCGCUCUGGAACCACUUGCUGAACUUCUACAAGGAGCACAAGGUGCUGGUGGAAGGUCCCCUGAACAACCUGAAGGAGUCGCUGAUACAGUUCUCCAAGCCCAAGAAGCUGGUGAACGCUGCCAACCCGGGCACUCACUUCAUGUCCACCUCCAUCUACGACGCCCGCGAGGCGCUGGUGCCGGGCAGCGUCUACGACCGCACGGGCCACAUGAACGGCACGCCCGCCAACAACUACUACCCUCGUCCAGGGGCGGGCGUGGCCGUGGACUUGUACGCGCGCACGCACGACCCCAUCAGCUACAUCUCGCCGGAGCGCGCGCAGGCCGCCAUGGCCAACAUGCCGGUGCCGGUCGGCAUGUUCAUGAACAUGGCCCACGUGCCGCCGCGCUUCUACAACCAGCACCAGCAGGCCCUGCAAGCGGCGCGGCAGAACCAGCGCAACCGGGUGCCGCCGCGCACCAAGACCAAGCUGGGGCGCGUGUCCGUGAAGGGCAACAUGAGCCAGGGGCCCAGCAGCCAGGACGCCACGCAGCCCUACAGCCAGGGCGCGCCCCUCACCCAGGGCAUGUCCCAGGGCAUGUCGCAGCCGGGGUUCAGCCUGUCCCAGCCGGGCCUGUCGCAGCCGGAGCUGUCCCAGGACAGCUACAUGGUGGGCGAGUUCCAGAGCCAGAUGGACGGCCUGCUGUCCCAGGACUCCACCUACCAGGGCGACCGCUCCGCCUUCUACCCCGUGCACAACGGCAACUUUUCCCAGCCGUACUGAGUAGCCGGGCCGUGUGACCGUCUGGUCGAGGCAGUGAUGGCGUGGCGCAGUCGGUAACCCGGGUCACGAGCGGAACCAGAGAUGGCAGAGCGGGGCGGGGCCUGUCGCGGAGGAGGACUCCCCGGGAGGCCGGCGGAGCAGCGGAGACGCGGGGCGACGGGCGACGGGCGGUCGUCUUCGCCGGGGCUCCGAGCGUGAACGUGUCGGCGAUACAACAUUCUCUCUCUUUCUCUUCUGUUUGCCUCCUUACCACUUGUAUGCUAAUCAUUAUUUUAAUUUUUUUUUUUUUUAGUCGAGUCUUGUGUCUAAAUAAAAUAGAUGAAUGGUUUUAUUUUUGGUGUACAUCAUCUUUGAGAUAAGGAAUGGGAGAAUUGUAGGAUUUUUUUGAAUUAAAAUUUUGUUGUGUGGUUUUUUUUUUUUCUGUAUUGAUAUGUGGCAGAUGGUAUAUGACACAAUUUUUUCUCAAAUAUGUAAAUAUUAUUAUUAUAUGAGUCUUUGAAUGAAAUUCAUUGAGGAAAGGUUAAAGAGUUUGUGAAAAAAAAAAAAACUGGCAUAUAUUAUUGAUUUUUGAUUAUAUUCUUAGUUACUAAAAACAAAAUUGGUUCUGAUAGAUGUGUCUGGUUUUGUGUAUUUGCACUUCAGAUAAUUGAGUUGCUUUUAUUCAUAAUAUUGAUCUGAAAAAAAAAAAAACAAUCUUUUUUAAUGGUAGAUACUCAUUGUAUUCCAGAGUGCAAGAUGGUAAGUUCUCAGCACAUUUUAACAUAAAAUUUCUAUAUUUUAACCAGAAUCUUUCUCAAAGCAUACCAAUGUUAUAACUCUUAUACAGUUGGCUCUCAUGAUUCUGAAGUGGUUUUUAAAAGAUGGUUUGUAAUACUUUCAUUUGAGAUAAGAAAAGAUGCUCGAGUUUGUCUUUUUAACUUUGGUUGGUUGGGAGGGGGGUGGGGGGGGGGGACAUAAGAAUUAUGUUCCUGGAAACCAGAAAAAAGUUAAACUAGUUUUUUAGGUAAUAAAUUGUAAUGAUACAAUGGUUGUGGAUAUACAGCUAAUUUGUAAUGAAAGUAUAGUAUGGUUAGAUAAAUAUGUGAAAAUGAAACAAAAAAUGUUUGGUUGAUGUUUACAUCUUAUUGAAAAUUGUUUCUAAAACUAUGAAAAAUUAUGUAUUCUAAGUUAACUUUAGUCUGUAAUAUUUCCACCUCGGUAAACUUUGUAAUACUUGGAAAAAUUUUGCACAAAAUUACAAAUUACAUUAAAACCCUGAUGCUACGACCCCCUUUUAGUACAACCACCUCUCUUUUAUGACCCCUUUUUUAAGAAACAGUAAAGAAGAAUGUUUUUGUUGAAAAUUAAAAUGUUUGACCAAAAUCAGCUGGAAAUUCAUUUGUACCAUAUUGUGCUGCGUUUUUAUUGGUGGACACUGUACUGCACCCCAUCCUCCCUCCUACCAUAGAUAUCGGCUCUGUGGCACCAGAUGACUACCCGCCGGCCGGCUGGCCGCUCAACAGCCAAUCAUUUUCUCGGACACAUCACCCUCUCAGUUUGUUCCUGUUAUUACAACUUAGAUUUGCGUGGUUUUGAAUCUCUCUCCUCGGUUUUGAUUACUCUUUGUAGAUGCCUUAUUACUUUGUUUUACGCUUUGAUUUGGUUGCACUUAAGAACUGAUUUUGUGAACAAAUGUUGACAACCCGCAAUUUUUUUUAAAUGUAAUUUAUGGACUUCUGAUGUGUGUAAAAUGAAUAGUAGGGCUGUGCGAGAUCCCAAAAUUCAAGAAAAGUUUUGGUCACGUGGUGAGGCGAUUCCCCUAACGGAGGGGGAAUUCACGUGACGUGUGGACGAACCAUACGAGUAGUGCUGCCACAAGUUGAGCUUAGAGGGGAACUGACACUUCUGGAACAUACACUGUUGGAGGUGAAAAUCUUUUCAGAUUUUUGAACCAACCAUCAAUUGACAGGGGGAAAAAAGGCAGAAAAUCUUGUUGUAAAAUAAUGUCUUUUUUAAACUUUUAAAUAACCUAAAAUUUCAUGUGUAAUUCUGUACAGCUGCAGCUUUUCUGUGAAAAAAAAAAAUCAAAGUUUUUUUUCCCUGUAAUAAACACAAGUAAUUUUUUGGUAGUAUACCAUUUAUAAGGUUGGUUUUAGGUUAGGUUAGAGACAUGUAAAACACUGAAAAUCAUGUGAAUGGUAAGUUAGCCACUUUAAAAAGUCUGUAAAAUAAUGGGGGACUCUGGUUAGCUUAAGUUUGGUACUAGUGCUGGGCCGAUACCAAUUUCCGAUCGAUUAAUUGGCUGAUAUUGUCGUCUUACUGGUCACAAUCAGAAUCAAUGGUGAUGGAGGUGUCAAUAGCAGCCAGUCUCCCUCCCCUUUUCUUUUACCCAAUCCCUUUUUGCCAGCCCACCCAAUUGGAAAGAUACAGUUGAGCCCGUUUAUGGGUCAAACGACCUGAUGUCAUGGUCUGGCUUUCUCUUUGGGAUGACUGUGAAAUUUGUGUCGCGUGCAAUCCCAGGCUUUUGACGUGAACACCGAAGCAGACUUGAACUUUUGACUGAUGAUUGCGUUGACGUGGCCUGAUGCUAGCCUGGCUCGAGGCUCCAGGGACCCCGCUUUCAUGUAAUCCCUCCAGUGCACACAAAUAUAUUUCCUCAUGAACAUAAGUUUCAAGGACAGAAUAUCAAAUCAUGUUUACUAACAUCUCUCUUUAUUCGGGGACGAGUUAUGGUCAAUCCAUAUUCUGUAGGUCAAUGUUUUCUUGCCACAGUGGCAAUAAAUAAGAUAACUCGCCACUGUGGGAUUGCUGUUCAUGGUUAUCUUUGAAUGUUUAAAUAAAAGACAAAAUUUCAAACUUAAAAUUAUAUCAAGAUCAUCAGCCAUUUCUUCUGUAUGUGGUUACAGUUGUACAAUAUUAUCAGUUACAGUUACCAUUUAGUACAUCUCAACCUAGAAUUGACGAUAGUCAUCUCUUUACGACGAUAGAUUAUUCAACCCUUCAUUUGUUAAAACCUACCAAUCCUAGAUUCAAGUUAUAUUCUUAACUUAAUACUUAAAACUUCAAAUCACAAUAGAAACAAUAAAAAUUCCUUCUGAGGACUAUUGGAACCCUAUUUCCGAACUUCAUGCUCCUGCUAGGUGGUACGUGUUCCUUACCAACUCAACUAAACUGCACGCGGGGCAGGGGUUCACAGGGAUGGGUUCGGGAUGUCCAAACGUAAUAUCAAACAUUCUUAUGCCAGCGCGGUCGAAUGGAGAGACUUGCAACUGUUUUAAGUGGUAAAUGCCUUUGGGUGGAACUCUUCGCUUGAAGCAACUGUUGCUGGUUACUUAGAUUUGUAGUGACUGCGUGGCCCAUGGUAGCUUCGGCAAAUACUCUCACUGUCAGACUGACAGCAGCCUAAAGAACUAUGCAGCUUGAAUAGCUAGAAGUUCCCGGAGCCCUGGCGGUCAUGUGUCUGGCUGAAGGAGCAUUGACCCCCCCCCCCCCCCCCUCCCCAACUGGACGUGUUGUGCGUACAGCGUAGCUUAGGCCCCCCCCCCCCUCCCCCUCCCGGCGAUCGCAGAGAGCGCCUCUGCGUGUCUUUAUUUGAGGAAGCACAUCUGUUUACUUUUAAAACUUACCGUUCAGAUAGCUUUGUGGCGAUGGUUCAGCGCACUGGCGUGUUAAUUUUAGCGAUGAAUUCAUCGCACACCAGUUGCGCGGCCAGAAAGGAUAGUGUUUGCUUCUGCCUCUCUAAGAUGAACUAUUCAGUUUUAUUAACCAGCCUAUAAGAAUUGUUACAGAUGUAGCUAUCAUUAUGCAAUCUCUCUCUUCAGUUUUUCAGUAUCGGCCUUAUUUCCUCCCUGAUCAACUGCAUUCAGAAUUUUAAGUUCCAUAGCAGGAGAAAUUUCUUUUUUUUCCCCUUAUUUAUUUGAAAACGAAAUAACAAAAGUAAAUAGUCAUAAAAAUUUGGAUGUGGUUCGUCUUACCAUAACCUCAUUUAUCAAUAAACAAAAUUAAUCACAACUUAAACUUUAAAUGAGAAUGUGUAAAUUUUUUUUUAACACAGUUGGGGAACAACACUCAUAAAAUCUUAAAUUUUUAUUUACGUAGCACUUUCACAAAAAUAAUAACAUUCAUGCCAACGAUCAUACAUUUUUACACAACUAUAAAUGCUCAUUCGUUAAGUGAAUGUAUAGUGAGACAUAUUUUCUAGGCGGUGGUUGCAAAGAAGUUAGGGAUAUAGAGUAUAUAGACUAAUCAUCUUUAAUACAUUAAUCAUAAUUUUAAUUUUUAAAAUUUACCUGCUACAGAGUGUGUUCUGGUCCUUCAAUAUUUCUAUGGCCAAUCGUAAGAUGGGGGCAGUAUUAUUUUCCUAAGCAAUAUGUAAUUAUGAAGGAAAUAAAAAAUUAUGACAUUUCUACAGAAAGCAUUGGAAGCAUUCUCUUUUUGUCUUUCAUAGUAACUUGUUUCUUUGAUGAAAUAGUGAAAUAAUACUUAGUUAUUUUGAGAUACAAAAUCAUAGGUUUAUAUGUUAUAUUGCGUUUGGAUGGGACCUAACAGCUGCUUUGGUUUAAAUAGUAUUGGUUGUACCGAUGUUCAUUAUAUGAGGGUUUACGUAACUUCUGCAUGUUUAUAGGUACUUUUUAAAAUUUGUGAAGUUUGUGUAUACUAUAAACUGGAGCAAGCAGAAGCCCUUAAUGUGACUGUUAUGGCUGAAAAUUCAAAGAGUGGUUUUGGGAACUUCUUAUGUCAUGGCGAGAAAAGAAAAGCCCGUAAAUGGGCUAUUAUAGUGGCCCUAUAUUGCGAUGUUAUCCAGUCUUAUUUGACACCUUCAGUUCGUGCUCGCUGGAUAAAUCUUAGCAGUCACUUUUGGUGUUACAUUUUUCUCGUUGUAGUGUUUAUUAUGUGAUCUUGGAUUCCUACUACCUGUUUGCAGCAUCUUGUGGAAUGUUGACUUUAAUUAAAAAUAUUAGGCACCGUUAGUGGUCAAAACAAGCACAACCUGAAAGUAGUUUUGAGAUGUGUAUACUAUUCAUGAAGAUGGUUGAGAUCAAUGCAAAGAAAUUAGUUUCCUUAAAUGCAUUCCAGUAUUCCUGUAAGCACUACGAAGUUCUUGUUUAUUUAUAAAUUGAAAUAGUGGCCAGCAGCAGUUUCUUUUUUAUACUUAACGCUGUGAACAAUCAAUUGUUAGAUGGUUUUCCAUGGAGUAGAAAAGCCGAUCAUAGAGCUGUGUGCGGCAGUGGAAGAGCUGGUCAGCAAGUACACACGGUACUGCGAAGCCCGGUGACGAGACGAAUGUCAGAAAGUGUAGCUGUGUGCGUGUAGCUCGAGCAUCUGUUCAUGUCUCCGUCUCUUUGUGAAGGAGUGGGCGUUGGUAGCGAUCUGGGCAGUUUUAGUCGUAGAGUGAGUAUAGAGGUAGAGCACUGGGCCUCUCGUUUGCUGGCAAUGGUGAAAUGCAAUCCAAGUAUGAGAAAUUAAGGUUUUCUUUUUUUCCCAGAUAUGGGACAAUUUUUUUUUUUUUAAUUUUUUGGUGUUCAUUUUUUGUGUUAAUUUUUUUUUUCCAGUGAUGAAUAGUGGAUGGAAGGUAAAAUAAUAAUAAUCCAAUGAGUUUAAAAGCAGUCUUAAUUUACAGGUUUGAGUCGUAGUAGGAAUUUUCACGCAUAAAAAAAAUGUAAUUUUGUAUUGUGUGCUGCUGAUUGUGUUAAAUUAUACAUCUUCAAGAUGUCAAGAUAACUUACACAACACAAGUUUUACGUGCACGAAGCUGAAUUGAGUGUUUUGCUGUGGUUAUGUUCAUAUGAAGAAGUCAGUUUCAUUUUAAGUGUGUGUCCUUGAUGCUGUGAUAGCUCAGGCAGAUGUCACAUGUUUGUUGCACGGUAGAUGUUGAUCUCAAAGAUGCUACCGUACGUCCCAGCCAGCACCCUCCUCCAUAUUCACUCCACUUUUUUGCACUGUGUGAUAAAGGUAGGAAAAAAAAAUAUUCUUUGUUAGGGAAUGAAAUUUUUGAAUAUUUUUUAAAAUAAACAUGUAAUAAAUUGCUCAAGUAACUAA